AUGGCCACCCUCAACGGAGACCCUAAUGCGUAUGAUGUCACCCAAUUCGCCAAGGGCCUCGUUGGCACUUGCUUAUGUGGAUCAGUGAAGGUGACAAUCCAUGACUGCGGCCUUUUCACUAAGCGAAGGGGCCAUAUCUGUCAUUGUGCCAACUGUCGAAAAGUCUCUGGAAGUUUUGCUGCCAGUAAUCUCAUUAUUGAGGAAGCAAAGGUCGAGAUCGAAGACCAAAGAGGCACGCUCACUAAGUUUGUCGACAAUCAAACUGGAAGUGGAACACCCCUUGACAGGUACUUCUGCUCGCGAUGUGGGAAUCCUAUUAAAUCCGUUACUCCUCUCUAUUUAGGGAAGGUCGUACUGAAGAUGGGGUUAUUUCCAAGAAUCCCAGCACCUGAAUUCGAAACAUUUGCUCUACAUAGGCAUGAGUGGCAAGGGUUGCACCGCAACGUGGAACUAUAUAAAAUCAAAGCCUUUGGAGAAAAACUUUAG
Messenger RNA from Talaromyces rugulosus, 486 nucleotides. RefSeq lists its product as uncharacterized. Bases 1 to 486 code for a protein of 161 amino acids. Gene Ontology annotation, molecular function: carbon-sulfur lyase activity. The transcript is spliced from 2 exons. Lineage: Eukaryota; Fungi; Ascomycota; Eurotiomycetes; Eurotiales; Trichocomaceae. The record is from RefSeq and is a predicted model, not a curated record.